This is a messenger RNA of Penicillium crustosum, 609 nucleotides long. Its product is annotated as WD40 repeat domain-containing protein. The transcript has a single exon. Gene Ontology annotation, molecular function: protein binding. The record is from RefSeq and is a predicted model, not a curated record. The coding region runs from base 1 to 609 and encodes 202 amino acids. NCBI's taxonomy places the organism in Eukaryota, Fungi, Ascomycota, Eurotiomycetes, Eurotiales, Aspergillaceae.
AUGCUCCCCGAUAGCCUUCAUGUUACGUCAAUUGGCUGGUCCCAUGAUAGCCAGCGGCUCGCAUCCGGGUCAUUUAGUGGAGAAGUGUGGGUCUGGGAUCCAGUCACUAGAGAACGCAUAUCAACUCUCGAGGGACAUAGUCGACCAGUUUUUCACUUGCGCUGGUCACCGGAUGGAAGACUGGCGUCGGGAUCAGACGACCAGACAAUCAGAAUCUGGGACCCGGAGACCAGACAAUGUAUAGCAGACCUAGGUGAGAGUGACGGGGAGGUGCUAUCUAUUUCCUGGUCUUUGGAUGGACGUUGGCUUGCAUCAAUGACACACAGGCGUAAGGAUGAAGAUUUUCAAGUCUGGAAUCUGGGCAUCACGGUUCAGGAGUCAGGCACUGGAAAAUACAUCUCCUCGAUCGAUCUUCAGUUGCCUGUCGUGCAAUCUUCCGAUGACAUGUUUUCUGAGGUAGACGUGCCCACAUUUCUCGAAUUUGAUAAAAGCACUCCGAAUCGCCUGCAUACUGUCGCUGGCACAUUCGAAUUGAUCAAUGAUAUGCUCAUUUCGACCAGCCCUCUCAAUCUACCCCCGCCGUGGAACAGCAAAUUGGAUAUGGCCUGA